Molecule: messenger RNA, 1516 nt
Organism: Andrographis paniculata
Lineage: Eukaryota; Viridiplantae; Streptophyta; Magnoliopsida; Lamiales; Acanthaceae
Product: protein CIA1
Exons: 10
Coding region: 320-1378 (352 amino acids)
Biological process (GO): iron-sulfur cluster assembly
Cellular component (GO): cytosolic [4Fe-4S] assembly targeting complex
Molecular function (GO): protein binding
Source: RefSeq, a predicted model, not a curated record
CUAGGAAUAGAAAAUAAAAGAAAACCCCUAAUCUAAUUCGCUCUGCGCCGUCUCCGCCUUCACCGUCCGUCGUCUACCUCUCACCGCCCUAUUUGUAUUACAAUCGUAUUCUUCUUUCUUCUCUGACCCGUCUGCACCCUCUUUCUCGUCGUCGUCUUCAUCUGGCCAACACGAGCCAACGCUCUUUUCCAGGCUGCUCUGAUACACGCCUUGACUCGAUCCGUAGAGGUUGGUUCCCGCUCCGCUCAAUAUUUCUUCUCUACAGUAAGCGAAAAGUGAAAACCCGAUCUGAAAUCUCCAAGGAAAACAGCCUAGGACGAUGAAUUUCGCGGAUGAUAAUUUUGAGCUGAGAGAAGUCCAGACACUUGAAGGCCACGAGGAUAGGGUUUGGAGCCUCGCCUGGAAACCAGCCACCGGAGCUGAUGGAGUCCCAGCGGUACUCGCUUCCUGCAGCGGAGACAAAACCGUGCGCAUCUGGCAGCAGAGUUCCAUUUCCGGCCCUUUCGAAUGCAAGGCAGUAUUAGAGGAGACGCAUACUAGGACCGUACGAUCCUGCGCUUGGUCGCCGUCUGGAAAAUUGUUAGCAACUGCAAGUUUUGAUGCCACCACUGCCAUUUGGGAAGAUAUUGGGGGUGAUUUUGCUUGUGUUUCCACUCUAGAGGGUCAUGAGAAUGAAGUCAAAAGUAUCUCUUGGAAUGCGUCGGGGUCAUUGCUUGCAACUUGUGGCCGAGACAAAUCAGUUUGGAUAUGGGAAGUGUUACCUCAUAAUGAAUUCGAUUGUGUUGCGGUGUUGCAAGGACAUACACAAGAUGUUAAAAUGGUUCGAUGGCAUCCGUCAAUUGAUAUUCUGUUCUCCUGUGGUUAUGAUGAUACUAUAAAGGUGUGGGCGGAGGAUGGGGAUGGCGAUGAUUGGCACUGUGUUCAGACAUUAAAUGCAGCCAACAGGCAUACAUCUACGGUCUGGGCUUUAUCAUUUAAUGCCAAGGGAGAUAAGAUGGUUUCUUGUAGUGAUGACCUUACCAUUAAAAUAUGGGGUUCGGAUAUUAUGAGCAUGCAAUCUGGAAACGGAUAUGCACCUUGGACGCACCUGUGUACUCUCUCUGGUUAUCAUGAUCGGACUAUUUUCUCUGUUCAUUGGUCGAGGGAGGGAAUCAUUUGCAGUGGGGCAGCUGAUGAUACAAUAUGCUUGUUUGUUGAGAAUGAAGAUAGCACGGUGGAUGCACCUUCUUACAAGUUACUUCUGAAGAAAGAAAAGGCUCACGACAGGGACAUAAAUGCCGUGCAGUGGAACUCCAUGGAUAACCGGCGCCUCGCCUCGGCCAGCGACGAUGGCACGGUGAAGAUAUGGGAAUUGGGGCAGAAGAAACAGCAGUCAUGAUCAUGGUGGUGUGCUACUUGCAAUAUUUUCCAUGUAGAAGAGACUAUAUAUAUAUGUAUGUACAAUACCUGUUAUUUUAUGUUUUUGUCAUUGAUUUGGAGUAUUUUAGAUUGUUCUUGAGUGUUUUGUAUUUAUUUA